CAAAUAUGAAACUGAAAGUAAAUAAUAUUGAUAAAAAAGUAAUUCAUUUUUACGGUAACGAUAAUUUAGCCACGGCCUGAAUUGACAUUAGCACCUGUCCCAAGUGUCAAAUAUUUUUAACCUCAAAAUAAUUUAAAACCAAAACAAACAUUCGUUAUGGAGGAGCUUAGCCCUUGCGAAUUGGGCACUCAACAGUACUGGGACAGCCGUUACAGCGAAGAAAUCGACAAUUUCAAGAGCCACGGAGACCCGGGCGAAAUUUGGUUCGGCGAAGACACGGUAGAUAGAAUAAUCCGAUGGAUGAACAACUGCGCUCUAAUAACCAAGGAGAGUAAAUUAAUAGACGUCGGGUGCGGUAAUGGAAUGCUUCUAAUCGAACUAGCUAACGAAGGAUACACGAAUUUAACCGGUAUCGAUUACUCCGACAGCGCCAUAAAACUAGCUAAAGAAAUUGCCGAGAAACAAGCUUUGAGCAUAACUUAUUUCGCUUGCGAUAUUCUAAAAGGCAUCCGAGAUUGUUACGAAAUCAUUCAUGACAAAGGCACCUACGAUGCCGUAAGCUUAAGCGAAAACCCUAAAGAGAACCGAUUGAAAUAUAUCGAUAGCGUACACGAGAGCCUCGCCGAUAAGGGAUUGUUAAUCGUAACGUCCUGCAAUUGGACACAAAACGAGCUAAACAAACACUUUGAAGAUAAAUUCAAUCUGUACAACGUCAUACCCACGCCGCAAUUCAAAUUCGGAGGCAAAGUAGGAAACGUAGUAACAUCUUGUGUAUAUCAGAAAAAAUAAAAUGUUUCAUUUGAUUGUUAUUUAAUAAUCUACCUCAUAAC
Phyllotreta striolata is the source of this 830-nucleotide messenger RNA. Lineage: Eukaryota; Metazoa; Arthropoda; Insecta; Coleoptera; Chrysomelidae. The record is from the annotation of a GenBank genome assembly.